CGUAGCCACAGCCUGAAUGACUCACUGGGUUUACCUCAGUAGGCAGCUGGCCUCUCCUCCCCUACUUCUCGUCCUCUUUCCCCUCCGAAGUUUACAUGUGUGUGUGUAGUUCUGUGCUGGAGAGAGUUUAGGAAUACAGACAUGGAAGUUUUCUGGGCCAGGCCAGCCACCAGCGGUCUAGAGGCGGAGAGCGGCAGGCGCGGCGGCAGCAGCAGCAUCAGCAGCCACAACGACGGCAACCAUAGCAGCAGCGCCGGCGGAGGUGGAGGUAGCAGCAGCAGCAGCAGCGGCGCGGCCCACUUCAGGUCUCCAUGGCAACAGAGCGUGAACGUGUUCGGCUCGUGGAGCAGGCCGGAGUGUGUCGAGGAGCUGCACCAGCAGGCGCAGCUCAACCUCCAGAGCCUGCUGCAAGACUUUGAGGAGCAGCUGUAUGACACCAAGCUGACCGGUCAGACUUUCCGGCAUCCAUCCUCGCAGAGCUCUGACGACACGUCCACCUCGUUUAGCCGAUCGCCCAUCUCCCUCAACAACAAGAGACCUGACUUCAUCUUCCUGCCGGCGUCCAAACAGCUCUACGAGGAUGAAACCACCUCCUCGGUGUUUGGACUGAGGUCCGUGACCGACCCGUCUCCCUCGCCGUCCCCGUCGACCUGCGGCUCAGAUCGACCCCCGCUGGGUUGGAGUAGUAACAAUAGCAGCAGCAGCACUGCCACUUCUGCUACCAUCGGCCCACCUGUCGCGGAGAAACCACGCUGGCACCUCGGGAGACGCAUACCAGGUCACUUCCUGCCACUCGACGUAACAGGUGAAGGGGGAGGAGGGAAAUUCCACGGUGUCGACCUCCUCCAGCACUCCCCAUCCCCAUCCCCCUCUCCAGGGGACCCCUUCCCCCACCAGCCACGCUCCCUAGAACCUGUCACGGACACCUUCCACCAGAACCUCCCCCUGAGGAAGACACACUCUGACCUCGACACAACCUUACCUGCAGACAACACUUUGGAGCACAGUGCCCGAGACGAACUUCACCCAGGAACUAUGGACCACUCUGGACUGCUGUGCUCAAACACACCCUCCACUUCCUGGAACGGACCAAAGGGCUCUACCUUUUCUCCCGGAGCGUGGAAUGAGCCUUACAAUUACAGCAUGAACAAAGGCCCAGCAGUUCCGCCCAAACAGCACAGCAUCAUCGGUAAUGCAGGGGGAGGGACGCAGGACGGGUUGAUGUUGGUGAGCUCAGGACAGUCGGUGAGCUCACAUUCCAGUUCAUUCACAUCUGUGACAAACCUUUCUGGGAGAGGAGGGAAUAACAUUCCUGGGAUUUCACUGGCAGCGGCAAUGAUGGGGAAGAGGAGCGAGACAGAAGGGGCUGCAGCGGAUGGAGGAAGAGGAGGUGGAGGAGGGGGGGUAGGGGAGGCAGGAAGAGGACGGGAACGGUCGGCACGUUCCAUAGCAGCGGCAAACGCCUUCAAGUUCCGGGAGCGUUCCCUUUCUACCCCCACAGAUACUGGUUCCUUCUGCUUUACAGAAGGUGGUAUAGGGCCACCAGAUGGGAAUGCCAUGUCUACAGGGAACGGGAAUUCUAUGGCAAUAACAGACCACCACCAACAACAGCAUAACUUCCUAGGUUUGGGUGAGAACUACGCCCUCCUCUACCCUAGAGGGAGCUCUGAAGACAGUGCCAGUACCACAGACACGAUCUCUGUCACAGCUUCAGACUACAGUGCAGAUGGCCGCUUGCGCCUACGCUCACGCUCCAUCUCGCUUAAAAAAUCCAAGCGCAAGCCGCCCCCUCCUGUGAGGAGCGUCUCUCUCAUGAAGAACCUUGGAGAAGCCGAGGGGAGAAUCCACCGUGAAGGCGGUCUUUAUCGGGAUGGCCGGCCCAAGAGCUUGCAUAUCCCCAGGGACCACUUCCCAGACUUCCAGCCUGAUUUCCUACUGCCCAGCUCGUCCUGCUCCUCUAAACCCAAUGUUGGUGAGCAGGAGCUGGGUCAUGGAGGCACUAAUGGACCUCCGAGCCUGGAGGUCCAGGCACCAGAGAGGGAGGUAGAGACAGAGCUGACCUUCCCCACUCACUGGCAGCUGGGGGAGUGGAAGAAUGACCCUUACAGGUAG
This is a messenger RNA of Micropterus dolomieu (smallmouth bass), 2112 nucleotides long. Its product is annotated as NHS-like protein 2. NCBI's taxonomy places the organism in Eukaryota, Metazoa, Chordata, Actinopteri, Centrarchiformes, Centrarchidae. The transcript has 6 exons. Bases 142 to 2112 code for a protein of 656 amino acids. The record is from RefSeq and is a predicted model, not a curated record. Gene Ontology annotation, biological process: cell differentiation.